Messenger RNA from Pseudonaja textilis, 1017 nucleotides. The record is from RefSeq and is a predicted model, not a curated record. Lineage: Eukaryota; Metazoa; Chordata; Lepidosauria; Squamata; Elapidae.
AGACCCACUCGGAAGAAAUCAUGUAAAUGCCUGGAAUGUGGGAAGAGCUUCCGCUCUGCAAGUGACCUCACUUGCCAUAAUAGGAUCCAUACAGGGGAAAAGCCAUAUCAUUGCGCCGUGUGUGGAAAAAGCUUUGCACAAAAGGGCAAUUUCAAUUCACAUAAGAGGAUCCACACUGGAGAGAAGCCGUAUAAAUGCACAGAGUGUGGAAAAUGCUUCAGUGCCCCAGGUACUCUUACUUCCCAUAAGAGGAUCCACACAGGGGAGAAACCCUAUGAAUGCCUGGAGUGCGGAAAAAGCUUUAGCAGAAGUGGUGCUCUAACCUUACAUAAUAGGAUGCAUAAAGGGGAGAAACCUUAUCAAUGCCUGCAGUGCGGAAAAAGCUUCAAUCAAAAAGUUCAUCUUAAAUCACACGAGAGGAUCCACACGGGAGAAGAACCAUUUGAAUGCAGGGAGUGUGGAAAGACCUUCCAUUGUUCUUCAACCCUUACAUCCCAUCAUAGAAUCCACACAGGGGAGAAGCCCUUUCAAUGCCUGCAGUGUGGAAAGCACUUUUCCACUUCUGGUGGCCUUCAUGUCCAUGAACGGAGCCACACAGGGGAGAAACCGUACAAAUGCUUGGAGUGUGGAAAGAGCUUCCGUAAAUGCGAUCAUCUAACGUCACACAGAAGAAUCCACAGUGGAGAGAAACCAUAUCAAUGCACCAGGUGUGGGAAGAGCUUCAGUAAUUCACGUAGUCUUACUGUCCAUAAAAGGAUCCACACAGGUGAAAAGCCUCAUAAGUGCCCUGAAUGUGACAAAUGCUUCACUGAUUUGCGGUCCCUCGCUCAUCACAAAAGGCUCCACACUGGAGAGAAACCAUACGAAUGCCGCACGUGUGGAAACAGCUUCAGUGCAAAAAAUAGCUAUGUCAUACAUAGCAGGACCCAUACUGGGGAGAAACCCUAUCAGUGCCCCGAGUGUGGAAAACGCUUCAGUGAUUCUGGAGCACUGAGGAUCCAUAAAAGGAUUCACACA